Molecule: messenger RNA, 18033 nt
Organism: Nematostella vectensis (starlet sea anemone)
Lineage: Eukaryota; Metazoa; Cnidaria; Anthozoa; Actiniaria; Edwardsiidae
Exons: 57
Coding region: 197-16522 (5441 amino acids)
Molecular function (GO): protein binding
Source: RefSeq, a predicted model, not a curated record
GAUCAUGGCAGCCAACAAAUGCGCGUAUUAUGACCGCUUUCUAGAGAUAACAGCCAAGACCACGAGCGUUCUAAGCAAAAACCAGCUAAGAUGUUUCGAGCACCAGGUCGCAGGGCAUGGUAGUGGAGAGAAAUCUAAAGAAUGGAACACCUCGCAAAAAAGGUCAUGACUGAGCACGAGUGUGCGUGAAUGGAAAAUGUUGGUGAAUUCGCUGUUAUUCCUCAUCUGGGUUACCAGGACACUGAUGGUCCACGCGGGGUGCGACUCCCCGCUUGUAGUACAGGGAAACGAAGCCAAGUUAACAUCAAGUUACUGCGAUGCCAGUCGCGGAACACUUAACUAUGCGAAGACUGAUACUCACGCUGGUUCCUGCUGUCUUCGAUAUGACCCUGAUGACUAUUUGCAGGUCGAUCUUCUUUCUGAAAAGCUUGUUACAGCUGUAGCAACAAAAGGGGAUAGCCAUAACGAGCGAAAAGUGCUGGAAUAUACUCUCUCCUUUAGUCUAGAUGAAACAGAGUGGUGGGACUACAUGGAAGACAACAUUGUCAGGCACUUUGUUGGCAACACAGGUAGCCGCCAUAUGGUAGUCACCCGCACUCUUAACAGUUCUGUGAGGGCACAAUACGUCCGAUUCUAUCCGAAGAAGGCGUAUGGUCACCCUUGUAUAAGAGUGGAGGUUUAUGGCUGUCCUGUUUCCGAAGCGCUCGGCGUGGAAGAUGGCAGGAUUCCAGACCUCAACAUGUCAAGCUCUUCCGCACGGGGCCCUGGCUUCGAAGCGUAUCGUGGGCGACUCAAUAAUCUCCAUGGAAACGGCUCAUGGUGCUCAAACAUGUCGCUUCCAAAAAAUCAGCAAUAUUUGCGAAUCGACCUGGGCAAUGUGUGGGAAGUGACCGCUGUUGAGACCCAAGGGAAUCCAUUCUUGUAUUGCGAAAUGGUUAUGAAGACGGUUAACUGUAGCGAUUUCAACUCGAGCGCCCUUCCUGGAGAGCUUUGUGAAGUUCCUGCGCAAUAUUGCAGAGGCUCAUGGGUCAAAAUGUUCUCACUGGACUACAGCCUCGAUGGAAAAGAAUGGAGAAAGUACGGAGAAGAGGGUAUAACAAAGGAAUUCACCGCUAAUGAGAACCCCAACAGUACUGUACGUAAUUAUUUAAAAGGAGUAACAGCCAGAUUAAUCUCCAUACAACCCAAAGACUUUAAAUUCAGGAUGUGUUUGCGAAUCGAAAUACACGGACGCGAGGCUUGUACGGGCGAUCUUGGAAUAAGCAACGGUCGCAUUCCUGACGGCCAGCUCUCCUCCUCUUCCACCGCGGGACUAAACUACGCUGCCAAGUAUGCUCGUCUGAUGAACCCUACUCGCGUGUGGUGCGCCUCCCCAGACGACCCCACGCCGUACCUGCAGAUCGACCUCUACUCUACGCACCGUGUCCGUUUCAUCGAGACUCGGGGCCACGUAGUGAACGGCUCGGGUCUUUGGGUGGCGUCAUACUAUUUGCAGUUUAGCGUGGACGGCGAGGAGUGGUACAACUACACGAGAGGCGGGACGGUACAGAUAUUUGCUGGUAAUACGAAUGGCAAUAAUAUAGCUAAAAGAGAUCUACCUGGUCCAAUCGUCGCUGUCUAUAUCCGUAUAAAGCCCGUCACAUGGGUCGGAUACACGGCAUGUCUACGCAUUGAUUUUAAAGGCUGCAAGGUGUGCUCAGAUGCACUUGGGUUGGAAAGCGGUGAAAUUGAAAACGAUGCUAUACAAUCUAACUUAUAUGAUCAGUUUGCUGAACCUUACAAUGCUCGUCUUAGAAUGAACAAAAGAGGAUGGCUAACCACUGAGCAUUUGCUCAAUGUAAAGUUGUUUAUAAUAGUGGACUUUGGACCAGGACUAGCAGUGGUCAAUGGGAUUGCAACACAAGGAUAUGGCAGUUAUCACGUUGCUAGAUACACUUUAUCAUACAGUGAAGAUAUGGUGCUGUGGCGGGAUCACACUGAGAAUGGCAUGAAGAGGAUAUUCAAAGGGACAACACGGAAGGAAAUCGUACGGCAUAAUUUUCGUAAGAACGUGACGACGCGUUACGUGGAGUUAACUGUAGUAACAGUCUUAUUUGACUAUCCUUCUUUACGAAUGGAGCUGUACGGAUGCCGAGUAUGCGAGCGAGCGUUAGGCAUGGCAGGCAAAUCGAUUCCAGAUUCUUCUAUCACGGCAUCCUCCACCGCUACUGGUUACAACGAGUUUGAUGCUCGCCUGCACGGUCCGUCUGCCUGGUGUGCGGCAUCAAACAAUCUUAACAAGGAGUACCUUCAGGUAGAUCUCCUUACCGUCAUGGCCGUGACGGGAUUCGCCAUGCAGGGCCUCGGUAUUGACGGUCCGCAAGUCACUUAUUAUCAGGUGUCGACUGCUUUGUCCAUACUACGUUGGGAGUUUAUUGUGGAAUCCAUAGGCCGCCAGAGGUUUGACGGUCCUAGUUCUUCAGAUGCGGCUCAUAUUGACCGCCCGAGACGCCCUAGAACAGCCCGAUACGUGAGGUUUUGGCCCAUUAAAUUUUCAAGUCAGAUGUGUGCGCGAGUGGAGAUUUAUGGCAGAGAAGCUUCUCCGUGUGAGAAUCCCUCUGACGGAGGUGCAACCGCACAGAUUGGAAUGACAUCUGGGUACAUCAACAGCUCACGCAUAACGGCGUCUUCCUCCCUGGGGGCAGACUAUCAGCCAUAUUACGGAAGACUUAGUACUAACCUAGGCAAGGGAGCCUGGUGUGCUCUUGAUCAAGAUGAUCGGCAGUAUCUUCAAGUCGACCUUGAAGUACCGUAUAGAAUUAUGGGAUUCUCGACUCAAGGAAAACACCGUAUGUCCGACGACACGAUUGGUCAUGCAUGGGUGACGUUAUACAAUGUGUCGGUCAGCUCUCAAGGAUAUGAUUGGAGUCUCAUCCAUGAUGAAAGCAAUGUGACUUUGGUAUUUGCAGGCAACAGCAUCUCUAACUUGACUGUUAAGCACUUGCUAGCGUCCCCUGUUGUGGGUCGUCUUGUAAGAUUCCUUCCAACAGCGUGGUACAACCGCAUCUGUAUGCGGGUCGAGGUCUUUGGAUGUAAAGUCUGUGACGAGCCGCUUGGAAUGGAGAACCUUAAAAUCCUUGACUCCGCUAUAAAAUCUCACAGUUGGGACGGUCCGUAUUAUUAUAACUUUUAUGCCCGACUUCACAUUAAGCAGCGUUCCUGGCGGGCUGCUUUAGUAGUUAAUCAGUUCCUGCAAGUUGACCUCGGUCCACAAACCAAAAGAGUAACAGGAAUCGCAACAAGUGGGAGAAGAAAUGCAUGGGUGAGGCUAUACACGCUUUCUUACAGCUUGAAGGAGGCCUAUUGGGUGGACUAUUACGAGAAUGGAAAACCCAAGGUGUUCAAGGCAAAUACUGAGUGCUUAUCUAUUGUCAAGAACAUCAUACGAUCUCCUUUUAAAGCUAAAUAUAUCAAGAUGGAUAUCAAAGGAGUGAUGAAUUAUAUAGAUUUGCAAAUUGAAAUGUAUGGGUGCACAGUUUGUCUCGAUGCACUUGGCCUGGACGACGCCAAAAAAUAUCCCGAUUCAAUAUUCGCCGCUAGCAGUUCCGAAUCCACUGAUGGCUACCAUCCAUAUAUGGCAAGGCUGGGUGCGCAUGCGCACGAAAAAUCAUGGUGCGCGUCGACGAAAAGUGAAAAUCAGUGGCUUAGUGUCACUCUUUCGAAAGCUUAUCCUAUCAACGGUUUGGCGGUCAAAGGAAACGAGAUACUGGAUCAAUGGACACAAACAAUCAAGAUCGAAUACACCGAUGAUCUUAUACACUGGUACUCACUCAGAGAAAAUGACCAACCGAUAUUUCCUGCCAAUCAAAACAGCACUGAAAUUAUCAGUAUCAACUUCAAAGAAACAUUUCUUGCUCAAAAAUUGAAGAUAUAUACCUACCAAUGGAAGGACCUCGGAUGCUUAAAGAUCGAACUGUUCUUUGGUUGUGACGAUUGCAUGGACGAGAUCCCUCUCUAUGAGUACGGCCCCAGAACGACAGAGAUGACAGCCUCCAGCUACUUCGGGCCAGGCUUUGAGCCCUACCUCGGCUCUUCGCGUCACGCAAGUGAACUCCAUGGCUGGUGUGCAGGCUCAGACGUGGGCCAGCAGUUUUUGCAAUACAGCUUCAAGGUAGCCAAUAAGAUCACAGGGAUCACCACUGAAGGACUAAUUACAUCACCACACGAUGGCAAUGCAUCAUGGGUGAGCCGGUUCAGGGUUGAGUAUAGUCUGGAUGGGAGAACAUGGAGUAACUACACGGAGCGAGGACAAGUUAAGAUUUUCCAUUCGGGCAGAUUUUCAACGUUCUCCUCGCUGAGGGAUACGACUGCGCGCAACGUCAAAAUCGUUCCAAUCACUUGGACUGGAUGGAUAUGCAUGAAAGCAGUCUUACACGGAUGUGCCGAAUGCUCAUCUCCACUUGGGUUAGAGAGCCACAAAAGUACCAUGGGACUGCGUUCCUCCACUAGCCACGGUCACCAGGAAGCUAACGAGGGAAGGUUACAUAACGUCGACCGAGGCUUCAGUGCUAGAGACCCAGGAUGGGACAUGCCAGUGUUUCUUGAAGUUGAAAUCAGGAAUGCGAGGCAACGAACGGUAACUGCCGUAGCUGUCCAGCCAAACUAUCAGUCAGACAAAUGGACCUACUGUUACUACAUCACGUACAGCCCGCGUGGUAUUGAAUUCUAUGACUACACGGAAGGUGGGAGAACGAGAAUAUUCAGAGGCUACCGUGAUAGAGAAACUGCCGUCAAGUCUGCACUGAGCCAACCUAUUGUGCUACGGUUUUUAAGAUUUUAUCCUACCAGAUGGUAUGAAUACCCAGGACUGCGUGUGGAGCUAUAUGGAUGCGAAACCUGCGAGUCUCCUCUUGGAAUGCAGUCAGGUGCGAUUCCCAACUCGUCUAUCACCGCCUCAGCCUUCAAGGCUGGUCACGAGCCGUGGAAAGGGAGACUGGGCUCGGCCACCAUGUGGUGUGCUGGAAAUCCCAUAGUUUCGGGUUACACAAAUUUCUUUCAGGUUGAUCUGCAACAACUUACCGAGGUAACUUCUGUUGAGAUCUUUGGGGACGCUACCACAAAUAACGGGGUAAAAACAGUUAGCUUCGCCUACAGCCGAGAUGGGAUCUGGUGGAACUACUAUUAUGAAUCAAAAACUUCGGUAAAGAUCUUUGAGCCUGCUUGGGAUGCGGCACUACCUGGAAGAGCAGAACUACGGAGUGAAUUUUACACCCGCUUUCUACGUAUUAUUCCUGUUGUAUGGCAGUCAGACCCUUGCAUGUCAGUUGAGAUCAGAGGUUGCCAAGUUGUGGAUCCUUGUGAACAUCCAGUCGGUAUAGCGACGGCACAGAUCAACAACUCGUCUAUGUCCGCAUCAAGCUGGCUCGGACCAGGAUUCAAACCAUGGCUCGGUCGACUGAACUCGGGUGGAGCCUGGUGCUCACGUCAUAACAAUGUGACGCAGUACCUCCAAGUGAUCCUGCAACCCAUGUACAGCAUUUCAGCGGUUGUCAUACAAGGGAAAGAGGAGGACGUCGAAUCCGGCGAAGCAUGGGUGACAAAGUUUAAAGUCGAGUACAGUGAUGCAAAAGGCGUUUGGAACAUUCACGAGGAGAAUGGAUCAAGUGUGUUCAAUGGCUGCAGUGACGGAAAUACACCAUCUGUCACCGCAUUCUCACGUCCACUGUUUGCCAAGACACUUCGCGUCCGGCCUGUUCAGUGGCAAAACCACAUCUGCAUAAGGAUGGAGCUGCGAGGGUGCCAAGUCAAGGGGAGAGCUGUUGGGAUGGAAUCGGGAGAGUUGGAAGCAACCCAGAUUACAGCAUCAUCUUCCAGAUUUCCUCAACUGGCACGUCUGCAUGGGAACUCUGGGUGGGGUUACAAUUCCCCUAAUGACGAGUUUCUACAAGUGUCAAUAUAUCCGCAUGGGAAAUUGCUAUCAGGAAUCGCCGUGCAAGGUGCAACCAGUUACACUACGAGGUUCACGCUUCACUUUAGUAUGGAUGCAAAGCAAUGGUUUGAUUAUACAGAGGAAGGAGAAAUAAAGUAUUUUGAAGGCAACAAAGACACGUACAGUGUCAGACUUCAUUAUCUUUCCUCGAAUUUGACCGCUGGCCACAUCCGAAUCACGCCUAAACAGUGGUAUAUUGGCCCCUUUUUGAAAAUUGAACUAUUCGGGUUCGACGGUUGUGACUUUCCCAUUGGUGUGGCGAAUUUCCCGAGUUCUUUAUUCAGUGCUUCUAGCUUUGAGUUAGGCCAAGAGCCCUGGAAAGCAAAGCUGGGAGCCGAGUCCUGGUGCGCUAAUGGGACGGGAGACAAGGAAUACCUUCAGAUAGAUCUUGCAGACAUUUAUGUCGUGAGUGGCUUCGCCUCUGAAGGCCACCCAUCUGGAAUGUAUUGGAUGAGCUCCUUCUACGUAGAAUACAAAGAGAAGGAGCACGAAGAAUGGGCUAAAUUUGGCACAACCAAUGCACAGUACGUGCUUAAAAUAAGCGUUAAAGCUGCCGACCCUAAUGUUCCAAGGAUAAAGACGCAACUAUACCAGAAACUCCAAGCAAGAUACUUGAAGCUUGUUAACCAGUUUUUCGUAGGGAAACCUUGCCUGCGUAUUGAAGUGUAUGGAUGUUUAGCACGCAGUUUUGAAGUGGGUCUGUCCAACUACAUGAUUCAAGACGAGCUUAUGACAGCGUCAAGCUACAUGGAUCCCUACACGCGUCCAGAGAUGGCACGACUGCACACGGCCCGGGGGCAUGGGGCAUGGUGCGCGAACAUGAGUGACAUUAGGCCAUACCUACAGAUAGACUUAAGGUCUCAAUACGAUAUUGGCUUCAUCGCGAUCCAAGGCCAGAGAAACAAAGAGGCUUGGGUGGAGCAGUUUAAGAUCUCUUACCGUCAGCUGGAUCAGGACUGGAUAAACUACAAUAAGGUUUUUCAAGGAAGCAAUGACGAUAGUUCUGUCAUCAAGUAUACAUUAAACACUUCCAUUAAUGCGAGGUUCAUCCGAAUAUACCCUGUGAAGUGGAAACAAAGGGCUUGUUUGAGGAUGGAAUUAUACGGAUUUCAUGUUGGCCGAAAAGAUCGACGUUCCCGUGCCUUAGGAAUGCAAAAUGGCGAUAUUCCAUCUAGUAACAUUUCCGCGCUAACUUGGAGUGAAAAUCCACCUUGGAAUGGUCGUUUAAUGAUGAGUAAUUAUUGGUAUGCACCCCGUUCCCCCAAUUUCCUGUUGGUGGAUCUUGGGCUUUACGGGGCCGUCAUAACGGCGGUGGCGUCACAAGGCUAUGAAAGCCGCGCCGUGCGGGGAUACAGCUUACACUUUAGCACUGAUGGUGUCAUGUGGGUGCACUAUACGCAAUUUGGACAAAAAAAGAUUUUCACAGGAAAUCUGAUGAAUGCUUGGCAUGUUGUUGUCAAUCACACAUUGGAUAAACAUCCACCUCCCACCAGAUACGUGAAGAUUUUUGUUGAAAGCGUGUACUCAAGCUUUUUUCCACCUGGCAUGAAAGUUGAGCUUUAUGGGUAUUACGUUUGCAAUUCAAGUAUCUUAUUUCCAAGCGAGAACUCUUCUUAUACGGAACCUGGCGUAAACUACACCAUGAGCCACACAUAUGGAAUGUUAACCCACAAUGCUUCACUGACCGGUCACAUCACGUGGUGCGCAGAGUUCAACGACAGCAGGCAGUUCUUGCAGCUCGAGCUUUCACGAGAAGUGCUAGUUAAAGGAAUAGAUAUUCAGGAUCAUGGCACGCAGUCGCUGCUCUACAACUUGCUAUAUGCCAAUGAGAACCAGGGCUUCACAGCCUAUCGUAGCCGGGGAGAACUGUCCCCAAGGACCUUUACAACUGGACGCCACGACCUCUUUGAGCAUUUCUCAGCGCGUUUCAUCAAAAUCAUUCCCUUUUUUAAGGAUUCCCUUUGCAUGGAAUUGCAUAAUAUCAUCGGAUGUGACCAUACUCACGAAUUGGGAAUGGGAAAUCAAAAGAUAGAAGAUGACGAGAUCUCCGCUAGCUCAGUCCUUGCUGGCCAGUUCUUCCAAGAAGAAGAAGAAAAGCUCUUCUCGGCAUUCAACACACGACUAGACUCAGACACACUCUACCGCGCUUGGUGUGCUGGUGCACAGGAUACCCAACAGUACCUACAGAUAGACCUAAAGUACACGCAUCACGUUGUUGCUAUAGUUACUCAAGGACAACAUAGGACCGGGCAUGAGUCAUGGGUGACCGAGUACUCGGUGUCAUAUUCCCAGAAGAGUGAAAGCUGGGAAUGGUAUUCUGAUAAUGAAGACAUUAAGGUUUUAACGGGAAAUCAAAAUCCCCAUCAUGUUAUGAGACAGGAACUUCAUCCGCCAAUCACAGCACGCCACGUCAGAAUUCACCCACAUUCCUGGAAUGGUUCUAUUUGCAUGCGCGUGGAGCUAAUCGGAAAUUCAGUCUGUUUCAGUCCUCUUGGUAUAAAUUAUGGGUUGAUCCCCAACUCUGCGAUGAAAUCGAUGAACGCCACUUUAGACUUGGAAAAUGAAUCACCAUGGCAUGGUCGGCUUCUAAGUUUUAAGCAACAAGAUAGGUAUCAGGGGGCUUGGUGCGUGUCUGGCAGCGACACAGAGCGCAAGCUACAGAUAGACCUAGGCGAGGAAAUGGUCAUCGCUGGGGUAGCGACUCAAGGAAGAUUUUUUCAUUACACCCAGACAGUCUCAAGCUAUGCCUUGUUGUACAGCUCGGACGGUCUGUCUUGGACUAACUUCACAGAAAAUGGGAAAGCUAAGGUAUUUCCUGGUAACCACGAAAAGCCUGAAGAAGUGGCUUACCAUAUUCUGUCCAAUAACUUCACGGCGCGUUAUGUGCGAUUCCAUGUCCUGACAUGGGUUGAAAGACCAUGCAUGAGAGUAGAGCUUCUUGGUUGCCACGUACCAACUCCUCCUGCUCAAAAUGGUGGUUACACUAACUUUACUGCCUGGUCCGAGUGCCCAGUAACUUGUGGUGGUGGUAUCCAGACGAAAACCAGGAAUUGCACAAAUCCUGAACCGAACUUCAAUGGUACUGACUGCGAUGUGCUAGGGCCAAGGGUUAGAACACGCCCAUGCAAUAUUCAUCUCUGUCCAGCACCGAACAUCACCUUUCCAUUGUACACCAGAACGGACGAGUCAUUCACUGUUGAGCAACCUUCGUGUGAUGAUAGCAAAUUUUCUACUUAUAGUAUUGGUAAUACCUCAACCAACACGACAGUAUGCAGUGUCAGUCACGCCUUCUCCCUUCCGGGAAUCUACCCUGUGCGCGUUUCUCGCGAAAAACAUCUACCAAACAUAGGGAUCAUCUAUACACAGAACGCUAUCUCAGGACUGGCAUUUGUAAAUAUAAGCUCUUCCAUAUUAGUCGGGAAGACAUUCACCUUUUUCUGGACGUUUGAUGUUGGAACAAUGGUAAUUGCUUACGUCAAUUAUGGAGACGAAACCAUUGGAUGUAAUGUGACUGUUGGAGAGUCUGAAAGGCCCCAUGUUUCAACUUGCUCUCAUAUCUUCACCACACCAGGGAUCUACAUUGUUACCCUGCUUACCUCAAACUUUGUCAGCAACCAAACGAUAUUUGCCCCUGUUAUUGUAGAACACCCUGUGAAUAUACUCAACAUCUCACUACGAAAUCUGGGGAAAUUUGACCGAAUAUACCAGCUCGAUAACCUUGAGAUACUCCUAGAGGUUAAUGGAUCGAACCCUCAUGUCAAUUACACCAUGGAUAAUGGUGUACUGUAUACAGAAAUAGUGGUAUUUUCACUUGUGCAUAAUUACCCCCUUCCAGGAGUCUAUAAUGUCACAGUGCAUCUAUUUAAUAACGUAAGUCAAGCAAAUGCAUCGCUCGUUAUCGAAGUCUAUGAGAUUAUCCCUUUUACUAAAACAAACCUGACAGUUCGCCCGCAAUCUUUUUUGGGGGCAUCACUGAUGCACUUUGAUGUAAAUGGCUCCAAUCCAUACGAAUGUAUUUGGAGCUUUGGCGAUGGCAACUCUUCUCUCGUAUCUUCCCUUGAGAACAAAGCCGUUAUAACGUACCUCUAUAACAACGUUGGUGUAUAUGAUGUUACCGUAAACUGUAGCAACAACCUUGGGUAUAUAGUAUCUAACGGAGUGGCCAUUGUUCAAAAUCAAAUUGAAGAACCUCAGCUUACCAGUGACUCGCCGCGGGAAAUCAACGAAACGAUGACGUUUACCAUAACAGCGUCUGAGUUCGGUACAAACUCGUGUUAUGUGGCGGAUAUCGGUAACGAUACCGUGAUUGGUUAUGGGAAAAGCCAUUGUCUUGCUAGAUUCUCAAACGUGACAUUCAAAGACGAAGCUGGACCACUUACCUUUGGACACAUUUACCAGGAAGUCAAAGUGUACUACACCAAACUGACAGCCUGGAAUUUAGUAUCAGAGUUUACCAUAUAUGGUCAUGUAGUAGCCCUGAAGAUUCCUUGUAACAAUCCAAACACAAGUAUUAUAAAUCUUGGACUUGAUAAAGAAAACGCAACAGCCCUGACUCGCCCGAUCGCUAAAACGUUUUUAACAGCUACCGUUAUCGAUUGCAAAGCAACUCAGUUGAAAGACAAUGUUUGGACCAUCCAGGCGCUAACACCGAUCGGUGAGCCGCAAACAGUUGGCACGUUUGAGGACUAUACCUUGGAACCAAAGACUCUUCAUUAUGGGCAAUACAGGGUACGAUUCAACGUUUCCAUGAGAGGACAGGAGGGAGUAUACCAACACGCUGAUGCGUACUUCCAAAUUAAGCCAAGUUCUCUUGUUGCGACUAUUAGAGGCGGGCAGGUGAUCACGCGGAAAUUUGGCUCCGUUGUAACGUUUGAUGCGUCUAAUUCGUACGACCCGGACUACGACGGAACCUCAGAUUUCAACUAUUAUUGGUUCUGUUACAAUAAAAACAGCACAAUAAAAGCGGACAUCGAGGUUCUCAGCGCAGGGCAACCACUGGAGUACUCUCCAGAGUUCAGUCAUGAGCGAUUCUGCAAUAGUUCUUAUCCAAAUCGGUUGAUGAAGGCUGGGGAUAACGUGAGCCUUGAUCUUGGAAGGUUGCUUGUGAAUGAGUCAUAUGCUAUUGUACUGGUGGUGGCCCGUACUCUACGCGAGGUCAAAAGACGCACGAUGACAACGCAAACGCUGCACGUCGUACCGGGGAACCCGCCAGCGCUUGAAAUAAGUUGCUUGAGGAACUGCAGGGCAAAGGCUUUUUCAAGCGAGAAGUUUUCGUUUGUAGGAUCAUGUGAAAACGAGACAAUCACAAACCCGGUUUCCUACUCCUGGCAGUUAUUUGAGGAAACUGCAGAUGGACGGUCAUUGCUAGUAUCAGCAAACCACAUGGAUAAUAUAACAACCACGGGAACACUUCAAAAAUUCAUAGUAAUGCGAGCGAAUUCACUGAAAGGAGGCGUCAAAUACAGGCUUAUCUUAACUGGUCGAAUGUACGGAAGAACAGACGGUCGCUCUGAAUACGUGUUUAUAGUAAACCUACCUCCACAGUUUGGUUCUUGCUUUAUUGAUAAACCUACAGGGUUAGCCAACAUAACUGAGUUCACUUUAUCGUGUUCCGACUGGCAGGACACUGACACGCCGCUAAAUUACGAAUUCAACUACAUUAACAUGUUCGGGCUGGCGACAACAUUAUACUAUGGCGAGCGCAACACCGUCGUUACCAAGUUACCUGUAGGAAACCCCGGCAAAAACUUCACUCUGGAGGCCGUUGUAAAAAUAGCCGACUGCUUUGGUUCAUACACUACCCAGGUGAUGGCUACACAGGUGCUUAUUCCCCCUGGGGAAGAAAAUGCGCUGACCGAUGAGGUUUACCAACUGAUUGCUGACCAGGACGGUAUGAUCAAUAAGCUCAUGAUCGAUGGAAAGACACAGGAGUUGACACAAGAAAUCAAUUGCCAGAUGUCAAUUAUUAACAUCUUGGCGACACAUUCUGGGAGGAGUGGGAGCGAGGAAGACAGGUCGACAAGACAAAAGACAAGAAGUAUGGUGGUCGAUUUGUUCGAAAACAAAACGGUAACUUCACUGUCAGCUGUCAAGCAGAUAGGAUCCACAAUUGCUAUGGUCUCUGCUAUAAAGGAAGAAGUUGAUGCCACGACACAGCGGAAGGUCUUGAAAAGUUUAACCUCAAUGAAGAAACUCAUGACAUCCAAAAUAAACAAUACUGAAGUGUCAAGCAAGACUCUUGAGGAGGUCGGCGUGGUACUGGUGUUUGGUAUAGGAAACCUUAUUGCGGCCGCGGGAGACUCAGCACGAAACUAUGGCGAUCCUCCUGCGAAGGAGGCCGAUCAACCCGUUAAUGCAUCGCGGUCGCUGGCAAGGCAGCUCUCUCUAGAAGCAACAAAGUCAUUAGAUGAGGUUUCAAAAAAUCUUCUCUCGCUGCAAGUUCCCGGAGAGGAAGCCAUCCAGAUCGUUACACCUUUUGUAGGUGUCGUGCUCAAGAAAGUGUUCCCGGAUAAGGUUGGAGAAGCUCCUAUUAGUUGUAAUGGUGCAGUUGUCAACCUCCCUCCGGCAUCCACGAUGUUUGACAAUAAGACUCUGGGCUCUAGACAUAUAGAUACUCAGACGAUAAAAUUUGAAGAUAACCCUAACACUUGGGACGAGACAUCAGAAAGCAUCAAAUCAAGCGUCGUCAGCAUGGAAUUAAGAAACGAUAACAACUUUGUUUUGACCGUCGCCAACCUAAGCACUCCAAUUAAUCUUUUUAUUCCACGUGCUUCGCCAGAAUCUGAUCGCAAUGAAACCUUAUUCGUUCCUAAACGAAAUGGUAGCAUUGUUUACCACUCUUACAACAUAACACUCGACGAGUUGCCUGUAGGAUUUCGAGUUGGUGGGGACCCUCGAAGUAGUUUCCAUAUCUUCUUGAAGAUGAAUGAUAGGCCACAAGUCCACACGGACGAAGUGAUCGCUAUACUUCCCAACUAUUCAAUGUGUAAUGAAUCAAACCCCAGUUAUGACGAAGAAACUUGUGAAGCGGACGCCUAUACAAUUUUUCUGGAUGAUAAUUUGAUCACAAAGCCUGGGUUGUAUUAUAUCGGGUUGCGCCAUUUCAUGGCAGAGGAGAAGAUCAGUAAACGUGUCAGGCGAGAUUGUGGUGGAAGCUCUCGAGAACGGCGCUCAUGCUUGCUGUAUAAGGACCCGCCACCCAGGCCCACGCAGGCGCCGGGACAAGGUGGAAGAUUGGAGACGGUAGUACCGGUUUUUGACGAGAAACGUGACGUAAGGUACACCAUCGACAAAUUCCAGUCUUCCUGCAAGUACUGGGACGUCGAAAGGGAAGUCUGGACAACAAAAGGCUGCAAGGUUGGCAAUCUGACCAAGCUCAAUAAAGUCCACUGUAUCUGUGACCAUCUCACAGCGUUUGGAGGGGGUCUGCUCGUAGCACCAAAUCCUAUUGACUUCGACAAGGUUUGGGCUGGCUUCAAAAACAUCUCCGACAAUUUGUCUGUUGUUGUGACCAUUGCUACGGGUUUUGGUCUUUAUCUUCUCAUUGCAUUUUGGGCGCGCAGAAAGGAUAAGAAGGAUUAUGAAAAGAAUGGUAUCACUGUUAUUGAGACGGAUGCAAAUUUUGGAGAACAUCUCUACGAGCUGUCCAUUUAUACGGGCUCUUGGAAAGGUUCAUCUACCACUGCCAAGGUGUUCAUUGAUAUCUUUGGUGAGCAAGGACAAAGUGGACCAAUUGCCUUGAAAGAUGAAGACAAACAGCUCUUCACUGUAGGGGCAGUUAACACAUUCCUUGUUCCCUUGGACUAUAGCCUGGGUCCACUACUGUACCUUCGGGUCUGGCACGACCUGUCUGGAUAUGACUCCUCCUGGUAUCUGAAUUUUAUCAUUGUAAGGGAUUUGCAGGCAAACGUCAAGUGGGUAUUCGUUUGUGAUCGUUGGCUUGCAUUGGAAAAGGACGAUGGACUCGCAGACCGAGUUCUUUUAGUCAGCACAGAUAAAGAUUUGAAGACAUUCAAAACAUUAUUUAAUACUAAGAUCUCCAAUGACUUGUUCGAUGGUCAUCUUUGGAUGUCGAUUGUGAAAAAGCCGCCAAAAAGUUCUUUUACUCGAGUGCAGCGGUUGACGUGUUGUAUGUCUCUACUUUAUACAACGAUGAUGACAAGUGCAAUGUUUUACAAUGUGGGUGGGAAACAAGAUAACUCAACAUUAACUCUUGGACCUAUCACGCUCAGCAUUAGACAAAUUAUGAUUGGAGUCCAAAGCAGUUUAAUUGCUCUUCCUGGAAAUCUUAUAAUUCUACAAAUAUUCAGAAAUAUUACACCUCGUGGGGAAGAGAAAAAGCAAACGAAAAGACAAAAGGCAUACGAGGUUGAAGAUACGAGCGAUGAAAGUGAAUGUUACUCUAAAACUGCUGAAGAAAAGGGCGAAAACGCAGUUGACAAGGAGAACAAAGGCGUCGAGAAAAAGAAAAAGCUUUGCCCGGAACAAAUCCCUUACUGGUUUUUGUACGUCGCUUGGGCACUUGCUAUUAGUAUGAUCCUCGUCUCUGCGACAAUUACUCUGUUCUACAGCAUGAUGUGGGGUAAAGAGAUAUCCAAUCAGUGGCUUUCAUCAAUGCUUGUGUCUUUCUUCCAAGAUGCAUUCGUAACACAACCCAUCAAAGUAUGUGCACUGGCUGUAUUUGUGGCUGCUGUGCUGAAAACGUUGCCACAAGAAUUUUCAGAUGCAAAAAAGGACGAGCCUGAAUUAACAAAUUCAAGAUGUAACAGCAAUUUGCAAUCCCAAAAAGAAGAAUCAAAAUCAAAGAUGCCUUUUUAUGCACCUGAUCCAGAGAUGGUAGAAAGGGCCAGGAAAUUUAAGCUUAAGGAGACGCAGAUGUUUGGAAUCAUGUCAAGUGUCACGUUUCAUUUGGUUUUCCUAGCGCUUCUGGCUGUAGUUGGCUAUACGUCACGUGAUCCAAUGUCGUACCAGCAGAUGGUCGUGAUCGAGGACUCGAUCGGUCACCAAGUGGGAAACAUAAGAGACUUCUGGGCAUACGUCGACAAUACAUUUCUUCCUUUUGCAUUCAACGAGCGUGGUUACAAUGGAAUUCGCAUGCACCAGGAGGGCGUCAGCGCGGAUGCAAAUCUGUUUAUAAUAGGAAUGCCACGCUUCCGUCAACUAAGGGUGCAGGAAGAACCUUGCAAGACCAAUCAUUCUGAAAUGUGUCACGACAAAUAUUCUGCAUUCAAUGAAGAGAAAUCUUAUUUCCUUCCUGGCUGGCGCACGAGGGCCAACCUAACCUUCACAGAGUGCCCCGUACCGUGGCGUCAUAAGGACUUCAUCGAGCUUAACACGGUUCCUUACUGGGGUAAUCUAGGUUGGUACGGCGGAGGUGGUUAUACUGCCGAUCUGGGAUAUAACAUCAUUCAAGCGCAAGGAAUCAUCAAAGACCUUGUUCGCAACAAUUGGUUGGAUCAGCAGACUCGCGCUACAUUUAUCGAGUUCACGGUGUUUAACGCCCAAGUAAAUCUUUUUAGUGUCACAACGUAUUUACUCGAGAGUAUAGGCACGGGUGGAGGGUUCUCACUUCUGAAAAUUGACACAUUUCGUCUCCACCCACAUGUUGGCCCAGGACAGGCAUUGGUUAUCCUCUGUGAGCUAGCAGUUGUUGUCGUGACCAUUAUUCUUGCCUACAGCAACAUUAAGAAGAUCUACCAGACACGAAUGGAGUUCUUCAAGAUAACGUGGAACAUAGUGCAACUUGUGGUGAUCGGUCUGACGCUGUCAGCGGUUGUACUAUUCGUGAUUAGACUGAUUGACACUCAGAGAACUAUCCAAAAGUUGCAAGAAAACCCAUUUGUAUUCGUCAGCUUCCACUACGCCACUAAAUGGGCUGAGCUGAACACGUACAUAGUAGCCAUCGUGAUUUUCCUAUCAACUUUACGGCUACUGUAUUUGAUGAGCUUCAAUCGCCAUAUCAUCGUGUUGUACCACAGUGUGUCUAAAUCAUUGAAGAGUCUUGGUUUCUUAGCAGUGGAAUCAGUCAUCCUCUAUGGAGCAUUUGCAAUAUUCGCUUACGUGGUAUUUGGCCCUCGGCUUGAUGGAUUUGGAACAUUCAUGCAGACUUGUCAAGCACUAUUUGCGAUGAUGCUUGGGAAAGGCUACUACACUGAGCUUUCAAGAGUUGACCCAAUACUAGGGCCUCUAUUUUUCUCUUUCUUUACGGUCAGUAUGAUGUUCUUCAUGCUGAACAUGUUCGUCGCUGUGCUGAUGGAGCCGUAUGAGGAAGCAAAGCAGGAAUUCACCGGUGACGGAGCUGAGUUUGAAAUGGCGACGUUCAUGCUUGAUAGGUUCAAAGUGUUCAUCGGUGUCGGUAAGCCCCCUGGGGACCCAUGGCGGGACUCCAACCAACCUCGCCCUCAAUAUCUGUCAUUUACAAAGCAGCUGAAGAGAGAACUUCAAAUCUUAGAAGAAUGCGCAGAAAACGCAGAAGAGACAGUGAACCGUUUAACAAAAGUCACGGACGAUAUACAUUUCGAAUCACUAGAAUUCAUUUUGUUUCACUCCUCGUAAGAAAAAACAGGUCGAGAAGAUAGUGAGUCUUAGGCCCUGUUCACAUUAAGAUAAGGUGCCCUUACCCCUCAGAUAUAGAGAUGGUUACAGCUUCUUCACAUGGACUCCCCUGCUGUUCCUAAGAGAAAGGGCUAGCCUUACAAGAUCGACAACUAAGCAAUAUAGAUGAACCAUUUAAAAACCGUUUAAUCUACCCCCCCCCCCCCUCCCCUCCAAGCAGGGAUAUCUCUAUUUGAUGCGCUCACAUUCCAAUUUUCCCUUAUUACCAGUUUCCCUACCGGAAAGGUACCCUAUCUCUUGCAUGUGAACCAAACCGUGUAUACAGUAGCGGAUCUAGGGUGAGGGUUCAGAUGAGUUUAAACCCCCCUCUUGGGCUGCCAGAAAGCCAUAUGAAACAAAAAAAAUACCCCGGUCCGUCUUUGUCACUGAGCCAAACCCCCCUUUAGCGAAAAGCUAGAUCCACCCCUGGUACAACAAGGGAAAAAGCACAACCUACUAGGUAGAGGCACCUCACCUCAUGUGUAACUUGUGUAAGGAGAUUACACUAUUUCAUCAUGUUUUGAUAACUUUGGGUUUCCUUACGAGAAACAAGGGCACAAAUCGGAUCGGAUCUGUUCCGCAAAAUAUCUCUUUCGCAGCCCGUUUUUUUGCUGGCUGGGAAGAUGUUAAACCCCUCGGUUGCUGGGAAAAAAAUCGUCCCGAAUGGUUCUGCUGGCAAAUCGGAUCGGAUCUAUGUUCCGCAGCCCGAUUCUUUGCUGGCUUGAAAGAUGUUAGACCCCUCGGUUGCUGGGAAGAAAGGUCGUCCCGAAUGGUUCUGUUGGCAAAUCUGUGGAGUCGAACUAGUUGUGCUGGGAAUAGUUUUGGGGGCGCUGGAGUAAAUGCUUGGGGGGAAAAAUCGUCCCGAUCGGUAUACGGGCAAUUAUUCGUGUGCUAAAUAACUGACCUCUGCUGGCUGGGAAAAAACUCAACCAAUGCUGGCUUGGAAAAAAGGAAUGGUUUCCCCUUUUUUCCCCAGCAACUUUUAAAAUGGAAAUUUUCAGCAUCAGAACAUAUUCAAACGACGAAAUAUUUUAACGUGUUUCGGGAUGGGGGGGCUGUAUGCCCUUGGAAAAACGAUCAGCUUGUCAGCUUAAGGAGGGGUUUGGCUCAGUGACAAAGGUGGAGAGUGGUGAUUUUUUUUUUGUUACGUAUGGCUUUCUGACUUUUUUUUGUUACGUAUGGCUUUCUGACAGCCCAACGGGGGUUUAAAACACUUAAAAUCCUCUACUGCUUGUGAAAUAUAUUUGGGUCUUAUAUAUCUAUUUCUAUCGCAAAGCACAUUGAACUCAGUUUGUCGAAUAAGAAACAAAAAGGCAGUAUUUCUCCUUUUAGCUGCUUUUUGAGCAUAUGUAACGUUUUGUAACGUAGCUUUGCUCUGUCUAAUCUCACGUUCUAAUUUCAUUGUCUCAUUUUAAUAAUUGUAUGAUUCCACCAAUGCUUUUCAUAAUAAUAAAUUUGGAUUUGGUCACGUU